UUAUUAUGUAGACUAUAUAAUAUUAAAUAUCUCUCAACAAAGUGUUCUAAAAUGUUAAAAAUUAAAAAAAAAUAUAUAUUUACAAUCGCAAUAGAAGCUCUAAAAUAUAGCUUUAGAAAAUAAAACUAAAUAAAGUUUAAUAAAGUACUAAUUUGAAGUAGAAAAUAAGAGGAGUACAAUAGUGUACAAUUACUGAAAAUUCUAAAUAUUGAACGCUUAUAAGGAAAAUAAUACAACAAAAAAAAAAAAUAGAAAUUAAAACAUAGAUUGCGAAAAAAAUUAUAUAAUGUGCUCUAUUUUAUAAAAUCUAAAUCAAUAAAAGUAUAAAAUGUUGGAGUUAUUAUAAUAAAGGAUAAGAAAAGAAAAUUAUUAAUAAUGGUUUAAGCCAAAAUUAAAGAAGUGGUGAAAUUUUGUGUUGGAAUACUAAAAGGUGGCUUAUGGUCUAAAAAGCGAGGGAAAGCGAAAAUAAUUCGAUUUAAAAUAAUUUAAAAAUAAAAAUUGAAAAACUAAUAAACGAUUGUUUAUGAGAAUACUGCGUUUAAAAAAAAUUGAAACAUCGAUCAUAUAUUUAAAUAUCUAUCAAUAAUACCAAUAACUAUAAUUUGCAAAAGUUGUGACAUCAUAUACUUUUAAUACAAAUGAAAUAAAAUUACGAAAAAAAUGAUGACAAAAUAGUAGCAAAAGCUUACCUAACCUCCUAAACCUAAAUGUGUAAAUGUGUGCAAGCGUACAGCAAGCAAUCGUGCUUCAAAUGAAAUAUGCAAAUCAAUCAAUUGACGAAUGCCAUGCGAAAUGACACCAGAAUAUGCGCAGAGUCAACGUGAGUGAGUGAGUGCAAUCAAAAGUGAAGUGAGUAAAACCAAAAAAGCCAUAAAACACACCAACACACACACUCACAUACAAAUUUAGAAAAUGGCCAGUGGUAAAUGUUAAAUGCCAAAUGACAUCAACCGUUAGCCAAUAAUCAAGCGUUACACGAUCAGCAACGAAUUCAGGCACAAAAUUGCAAAGUCGGUAAUGAAAGUGAAGUGUAGUGUAGAAUGCCCAUGCCCUCCCCCCCAAAAUUGGUUUAAUGGAAUGAAAAGUGAAACGAAAUAACGGCAGAACUGACUGACCAAAGUGGCCACUGUGGUAUUGUAUUUAGUAAUGCACACCAGCUCAGGCAGCCAGCAAAUGAGUGUGCGUUUGUGGUAGUGAGUGAGUGAGUGCAUUGAGCAUAAAUCGAUUAUAGAUUAGAACGGAAAUUGGAGUGGCUCGACUAAGUUUCCGUCUCUACUGCUGUACAUUUGUAUGUCUAUAACGGUAUAUAUUUGUUUGUAGCUGGCCCGUAUAACGGCAGUUAUCACGUGCCUCUUAUCAGAAGCGAACAGCAGGCAACCAACAUUGGCAGCAGGACUUGACUGUCAAUUAGCUAGUGCAACUCUGUAGUGGAAGUGGCAGCAAAGCGAACGAGCAAAAGAUUAUAUCAGUACAAAUAUAUAUGUGCAUAUAUAUCAUUGAGUGUGUCAUUUUGUCGUCCACCUCAUAUCCUCACAAUUCAAGAAAAUUAAAAAAAUAUAUCACUCAUACGCCACGGUGUACCCUCCCGCAACCCUUUGCAUUUGCCACUUAGUCACCCACCUUUGUAGGUGUUUGUUAAUUUGUAAAUGAUUUUAAUGGCAUUUGCUAGUGUACCAAUACAAUAAAGUGGCGCCAGCGGUAAUAAUAUCGUGUAUCCUUUCGCUUGCUUGUGUGUGCCGCCUUCUCUCAACUUGACUCGAUUUCGUGCGUUGUGAUUCGUUUAACGCGUUUGUGUUGUGCCACACGCGCACCUAUGUGGCCAAGCAUUGGCGACACUUCCCUUCGCUGGGGGAGCAACUAAGCGUUCGACCCUCAUUUAUAAGGUACCUAGCUGUACAACAACAUGAAACUGAGUAAAAAGUAAUAAUUAUUAUUGUACGAGUAUACCGUUAGUGUUUGUCGCGUACAGUUUUUAUUGCUCUGCGGAUUGCUACAUUCUGGAGUGCUGAAGUUGCUUGACGCAGUUCAAAUUGUUAAUUGGCUUCUUCGUGGAACGUGGGCGUGCGCACUCCUUUGAAGCUGGAACAGAAGAUAAACUACAACUGCCGCAGAAAAUUGAGCUAUCUUGAGAGAAGAAUUGAGUGAUUGCGAUUGUGUCCAAGUGCCACUCAAAGAACCGCAAACUAAUAGAAUACCAAAAGCUGGAGAAAGGAAGGGAUAGAAAAAAAGAAAGCGCUGCCAUUGAAAUGACAUGAAUAACACACACAUGUGGCGACAUAUGCACCGAGUGUAAUAAAUCACUAACAAAAAAUAACAACAGCAAAACCGAACAAAAAUUUGAAUACGAAUGACAUUCCAAAACCUAUUGAGCGCAGCAGGGGAGAGAGCAAACAGAUAGGGUAAAGACGGCAAUAUAAAUGUUUUACAGUUGUCACAACAAACACAAUGCCACAAAGCAAUACACCACAACAACAACAACAAGUGGAGCUAAAUUGAUGUCAUGAAACAAUCGAAAAAUGUGGUGGCAGACAAACAGAAGAGACAAGAGCUGUGAGAGUACAAGUAACCGCAAAUUGAAGAUACUUAUUGAGAAACAACAACAACAAAAGAAAAACAGAAAUUUAAUUGAAAAAGAAGGAGCUGCAAUACUGCUGAUAUUAUUUUUGCAAAGUCUGCAGAAAAAACAAAAAAGACUCGACGGCGAGGUGAGAAUGUUAAAUAAAGAGAGACAGAGUAUUGGCAUAUUAUAGUAAAGAAAAGAAAACCAAAGAGGGUAUAAGGAAAACAACAUGGAAGAAGACAAAAUGGAUGGGCCGAAGAAAGGAACUGGUAGGACGUUGAUAAAAGAAGCUUCGAAAGUUGGAGAGUUCGACAAAGCGGGUUCAGAACAGCGGCCUAGAGAUUUUGGUGGAAAAUCUAAGCCUUUCGAAAGUGUGGUAGUCGAAGGAAAAAGUCCACCUGAAAGUGUAAACGAAGAACCAGUAUUUGGAUCCCAAAUUGAAAUCCAAGAACACGGUCUUGAAGAACAAGUAAACGAGCUGCCUAAUGACGAUGACAGUCCAACACCACGUGUGCUGAUGAAGGUGGACAAGGCGGUUAGUACGAAUGAUACACUCGAAGACUUACAACGCGCGCUUACUUACGAAGUAAUAUUCACUACACUGCUAGAGAAGAAAGUGAUGGCCAUCAAGCGCGAAUGUGAGGAGCGGAAGCGUGCCAAGCGCAUGAAACGCAAGUCCAUUGGACGCAUAUUUUUUAGUCGGAAGCUUUUCGGUGGUUCGCGCAAGCUGCGUGGUGAUAGUGAACCCGAUGUCUUCAUGCGUGGUGAGUUCGGCGCAAUGAUGGCGUCUCCGACUGGAUUUCGUGGCGCAAAGACUGCAAAGACAACGGGUGGAAGAAAGGAUGGUGAUGAAAUAGAGGUAUUCUCCACAUCAGCUUCGGCUUCGAACGGCAGUCAUCGCUCACAGUUAGCACGUGCUACUCUCACUAAGACGCAGAAGGUUAAAACGCAGCUGACACAUGGUACGACUGCCGGACAGGCGGCUGAUGAUAGUGUAGCCAGCACGUUGAGUAAUUCUUCGGAUAAGAAUGAUGUAAGUGGCGCUGGUGCGUCUGGCGGACCGCCGACUGUGGUGAGGCGCAGCUUAUUAGUGCGCGCGCAGACGCAUACACCAGCCGAAGUGAUGACAUCGAGCUCGGGCUCCGGCGACUCACGUGCACCCACACACAGACGUUCUAUGUCUGUCAUAAAUGGAAAUGGUAAUAGUAAUGGUAAUGGUGGCACUGGUGGUUUACCCGUCUCGCUGAUAGAGCGCACAUACGAUACCACUUCACUGGCCAGUGGUUAUGAAAACGGCACCGGCGCACGCUUGCAUACCUCAACAAUGGCCGACGAUAGUCUGACAUCGUUGCGUGACAGCAUCGAGAGUUUGUCGUUCGGCAGCUCGCGUUGUACGGUUAGUUUUGGUGGUGCCGAAAUCAUACCAGACGAAACUGCCUCACUCAUUUACGAACGCGCACGACUGGCGAAACGCUUGCGCAUACUAGAAGCCAAGUCGAUUAGUGCACAAUGCAGCCCUGUACUGCCACGACAUUUGAUCGCUACAAUACCGCCACCAGCAGCGGAACCCAUGCCGCCAAUGGCACAAACGACCGUCAGCAUUGACAAUGCCAUGCAGGCCGCAACAACUACGAAGCAUAUAAUAACGCCCACCACUGCCGUUCCUUACACCGCGUCGUCUAGGACGGGCGCCUACACCACCGUCGGUAGCGAAAUCUCAACGGUCCCCACCAGCAAUAAGAUCACACAGACCAAACAGCACAUCUUUCGACAUCAAGUGUCUUAUACGGACAGCACUUACGGCGGUGCGGGUGAUUUCGGUGACAUGUCCGCCUAUUCGCGUUACAUUUCGCGUCAGAAUACGUCGGAGGAGAGCGCCAAUUUAACAGUCAGCACUUUGUUGAAUCAAAGUGAUUCGCUGUCGCUGCAUGCACCCAUCUGCUCGCCAACCACAGCAGGCGAUAUCGGUACUGCUGGCGGUAGUGGUGUUGGUGCCUUCAUGUUGGGCGAUCGUUUCAAAUCGAAAAGCACAAGUCUGUUAGUAGUCGGCGGCGUGGGUCGCAACCGUUUGUUGCCGACACCACAAAUACUGAACGCGCCUUUUGUGCCCGCAACGGCGGCUGGUGGCGCGGUGAGCGGGACAUUGCCGUGUAAUAUUAGUCAUAGUGAUCAAUUAGUAGAUAGUUUACAAACAAAUAUAUUCACUUCAACUGGCCGCGCAGCGUCAGUAGCGACAUCUAACGCACAAAAUCAAUUGUCCUCGCACACCACGACUAACGCUACGACAGCUACUAACACAGCGUCUUCAGCAGCUACUACAAAGUACCAGAUGACCACGGCUACCGGCGCUACGGAAGGCACUACUGCGGUUAUUGCGCUAAACGGUACCGGGUUUCGCAAUGGCAAUGCCAAUGGUGUGAUUGUCGCUGGCGCAGCGGUACCUGCGGAUACGGCCAAGCUCAAUCGCAUGACGUCUACAUCGACUGGUUCCAGUGUAGCGCCGACCGGCUGCUGCACCACAACGAAGUCUUCAUCGCGCGAUCGCGAGAAGGACAAGCAGCGCUACAAGCCCAGCUGGCCGUCAGGGCAGAGCGGCAGUGACGAUGAGUAUCGGAAGCGCAAACGAAAAUACAAACGUUACCACAGAUGUUCAGAUCCCGUUUUGGUCUACCCAACACCAAGCGGUUUACAACACUGCAUACUUAGUAUGCCACCUAAUGAGCCACUCCAACUUCAGUACAAUGAUAACUUCCCUUACGAUAUGCAAAUCCAAACGGAGUCCGAUAAAAAUGACGACCUUGAAGAAAUAGUUCCAAGCAGCCAUCGCCGACAUCGAAAACAUCGUCAUCAUCGCCACAAAAAGCGACAUCGACAUAAAAAACCAAAAAUCCUGGUGCAAGAUAUAGAAACGCGCGUUGUCAAGGUCGUCGAUCCCGAUGAUCUGUCGCAGCGGGCGCGUUGCACAAUCAUUGUGACAGCGUGUCUGCUGCUGGUCAUGUGCCUCAUGUUGGUUGGCAUAACGUUGCGCAUGGCGCCCCUCAUCGAUGACAUGGGUAAGUGCGAAGUUUUAGUUAAAUUGUCGAAUUUUUUUCAAUUCCGUUAUGAUUCUUAUUACUAUUUUAUAAAUAUUAUACAUUUCAAUGUGUAUAUGAACGUCUUAUGCGCUCUUCUCUUCUUCUACUGCUACCCCUGUGUUGGCUUUGACUUUUUUCUAUUAUUAAUAAUUUCAAUUAUAUUAUUAUAUAAAUAUAAAUAAAAUAUUUAAUGAAAAAGCAGAAAAAAUAUAUCUUACGCAUUCGAGCCAAGUACUAAGUGGGUACUUGAGAAUAACAAAAAGUUAAGAAGAAAUAUAUUUAUGCAUUUGUAGAGCACCAAUUAAGAUUUUGGCUGCUGAUAACCAAAUCUUCCUCAUGAUAACCCACCUCAGC
Zeugodacus cucurbitae (melon fly) is the source of this 5988-nucleotide messenger RNA. RefSeq lists its product as uncharacterized. Bases 2790 to 5816 code for a protein of 1008 amino acids. The transcript is spliced from 7 exons. The record is from RefSeq and is a predicted model, not a curated record. NCBI's taxonomy places the organism in Eukaryota, Metazoa, Arthropoda, Insecta, Diptera, Tephritidae.